Cucurbita moschata (crookneck pumpkin) is the source of this 5214-nucleotide messenger RNA. Its product is annotated as histidine kinase 2-like. NCBI's taxonomy places the organism in Eukaryota, Viridiplantae, Streptophyta, Magnoliopsida, Cucurbitales, Cucurbitaceae. Bases 758 to 4480 code for a protein of 1240 amino acids. Gene Ontology annotation, molecular function: phosphorelay sensor kinase activity. The transcript has 15 exons. The record is from RefSeq and is a predicted model, not a curated record. Gene Ontology annotation, biological process: phosphorelay signal transduction system; phosphorylation.
UCCCUCUCUCUGUUGUUCUUAAAGUUCAAUUAAUUAAUCUGUUCUUGAGAGGGUUGAUUUUGAUCAUAGCUUUUGUUUGCUUUUGCUUAACGUUCUUCACUGGAUGAUGAGAUAAUGAUGUACCCACUUUGAGAUAGAGAACAGGAGAGAGAAAGAGAGAUAGAGAGAUAGAGAGAGAGGGUUUUACCCCUUUUUUCUUCCCCCACUAUCUGAUCAUUGAUUCCAGUUGUUAUAAUUAUGGAGGAACCAUCUGGGUUUAACCUUCGUUGAAUGAAAAUUCCCCCCAUUCCCUUUCAUCUUCCCCACCAUCUUAUCAUUGAUUCCAGUUAAAUUCAGGCAGGAGCCAACCCGAUUGUUCUACCCCAUUCACGAAAAAGCAGAGCAAAAAGAGAAGAAAACCCAGAUGUUAGAGGAAAAGGGGCAAUACUUCUCCCGCCACUUUACUUGUUCACGUAAUCCUUACUAAAAUAACGACUGGGUUGUAUCCAGUUUGUUGCCAACAUGAUUCGUUCGAAGCUUUUGGUCGAUUAACGCCAGUGGUUUCCGGAUUCAAGGGAAGAACAGGGUUCUUUGUUCUUGUUCUUGUUCUUUUUUCAAGCGGAUUCUUAAUGGGUUUGUGAAGAAUCGAUGGUAUUUCUUUAAUUUGUGUUGAUUCUAGUUCAAUUUGUGUUGUCGUGUUCGGUAGAGGAGUUUUAUGUGGUGGGGUUGGUUUGGCGGAGCUGGGGCUUUCUCAAGCUCUUAAGGUUGUUUACUUAGGAUGUCUUUGAACUGCAAGUUUUCUAUCUUUAAUGGUAAGUUUCCAGCUGGGUUUAAGCUGAAGAAGGCUAAGGAACAUCUAUGUUUGUUAAAUUCCACCGGAAAAUGGAAGAAGAAGCUGUUCUGUCUUUGGAUUUUUACUGUAGUUUUAGCUUUGGGCAGCUGGUUUUCCUUGCGUUCGUGUAAUGUAAAUAGUGGAACAAAACAGCAAAUCUCGAACUUGUUCGAUGAAGAAACUCAAACUUUGAUGCGGCAUUUCAAUGUAAGCAAGAAUCAGAUUCAAGCUUUGACUGCCUUGUUAUCUGAAUCAGAUCGGAUGACAUCCAUGGGGUGCAUCAAUGAUUUUGGAUCGGACAAAUCACAGUUGGAUGGAAUUGCCUGUGCCCUGAGGUCACUGUACUGGGAGCAAGAUUUGCACAAGCAGCAUGUAUGGGUUGAGGGAAGUGCAGAUUCCAAUGUUGGGCAGUGCCCAAUUCGAACUGAGAAGGUCCCUGAAAAUUCUGAACAAUUAUUCUCUGAGGACAUAACUGUUCCAUAUGCUACAGACUUAUCUGUCUCUUUACUUUCUUCUGGAAAUCAGCUCUGUGGAAAGAUAAUUGAACAAACAGGAGUUCUAAGAUACUUUAUAAGAAAGCACUGGAAGGGUUUCUAUAGUUUGUUGAUUGGAUGUUUUUCAGUCUUUCUUGGAGUGAUAUCAUUCCAGAAAACAUCUGGUUUCCAUCUAAACUUGUGGAACAAAAAACAUCCAAAGCCAAAUCAGCCAUUGGUUCAUCCACAAUGGGUCUUACAACGGAGAAAAAAGCAUCAACAAGUCAGAGAUUCUUCUAAAGGAGCAGGGAAAUGGCGGAAGGUGCUCCUAAGAAUAUUUAUUGUAUUCGGAAUAAUCGGGUCCAUAUGGCUAUUUUGGUACCUGAACAAGACAGCCAUUUUGAGAAGAGAAGAAACACUUGCAAACAUGUGUGAUGAGCGAGCUCGGAUGUUGCAGGACCAGUUUAAUGUUAGCAUGAACCAUGUUCAUGCAUUGGCCGUUCUUACCUCGACGUUCCACCACGGAAAACAACCUUCAGCUAUUAAUCAGAAAACAUUUGGUGAGUAUACAGAAAGAACAUCCUUUGAAAGACCACUAACUAGUGGUGUAGCUUAUGCUUUGAAAGUUAAUCACUCGGAAAGAGAGCAAUUUGAGAGGAUGCAUGGAUGGACAAUAAAGAAAAUGGAGACAGAGGACCAAACUCUUGUUCAAGAUUGUAACCCAGAAAAUUUGGAGCCUGCACCAAUUCAAGACGAAUAUGCACCUGUCAUAUUUUCUCAAGAAACGGUCGCUCAUAUAGUUUCUAUCGACAUGAUGUCUGGAAAAGAAGAUCGUGAGAACAUAUUGCGAGCUAGAGCUUCUGGAAAGGGAGUGCUUACAUCUCCUUUUAAGCUUUUGAAAUCUAAUCACCUUGGAGUCGUCCUCACGUUUGCCGUCUAUGACACUGACCUCCCACCAGAUGCUACUCCUGAGCAACGUAUCGAAGCUACUGUUGGUUAUCUAGGUGCAUCUUAUGAUAUCCCCUCACUGGUGGAAAAGCUUCUGCAUCAGCUUGCUAGUAAGCAGACAAUUGUUGUGAACGUUUAUGAUACGACCAAUCAUUCCGCUCCCAUUAAUAUGUAUGGUUCGGAUUUUUCCGAUACUGGGCUACUGCAUAUUAGUAAACUUGAUUUUGGGGAUCCAUUAAGAAGGCACGAGAUGCAUUGUAGAUUCAAGCAUAAACCUCCACCUCCUUGGACAGCCAUAAAUUCAUCGGUUGGCGUUCUUAUCAUUACCUUGCUGGUUGGGCAUAUUUUUCAUGCAGCCAUAAGUCGGAUCGCAAAAGUGGAGAAUGACUAUCACGAGACGAUGUGGCUUAAAAGUCUUGCCGAAGCUGCUGAUGUCGCAAAAUCACAGUUUCUGGCAACAAUUUCCCAUGAGAUCAGAACACCAAUGAAUGGUGUUUUAGGCAUGCUGAAAUUACUGAUGGACACUAACCUUGAUCCGAAUCAACUGGAUUUUGCCCGGACUGCUCACGAGAGUGGAAAAGAUCUGAUAUCUCUUAUAAAUAAGGUUCUUGAUCAAGCUAAGAUAGAAUCAGGAAGGCUUGAACUUGAAUCUGUACCUUUUGAUCUGCGUGCUAUACUUGAUAAUGUUCUCUCACCUUUCUCUCUCAAAUCCAAUGAUAUGGGAAUUGAGUUGGCUGUUUAUGUCUCUGAUUUGGUGCCUGAAGUUGUCAUCGGUGACCCUGGACGUUUUCGUCAAAUAAUUACUCAUCUCGUUGGAAACUCGGUCAAGUUUACUCAUAAAAAGGGACACAUAUUAGUCUCAGUGCAUCUGGCUGAUGAAGUGAGAGGCCCAGUUGAUUUUAUGGACAUUGUGCUUAGACAAGGCACGUACUUAGCUGGAGAUGCAUCAAAGAAUGGUUCUACUACAUUCAGUGGGUUACCUGUGGUGAAUAGAUGGAAAAGCUGGGAGGAUUUCAAAAAGUUCAGCAAUACAAAUGCGGUGGAGGAACCCAAAACUAUUAAAAUACUCGUGACCGUUGAGGAUACAGGUGUAGGAAUUCCCCGAAAAGCACAAAGCCGAAUUUUCACUUCUUUUAUGCAGGCUGAUAGUUCCACUUCACGGAUAUAUGGUGGCACUGGAAUAGGAUUGAGUAUUAGCAAACGUUUGGUCGAUCUCAUGGAUGGGGAGAUCGGGUUUGUGAGUGAGCCUGGUAUAGGUAGCACGUUUUCAUUUACGGUUUCUUUUCAGAAAGGGGAAACAAAUUUUCUGGAUACGAAACGGUCACAGUUUGAUCUCGGUGUUAUGGAGUUCCAGGGGCUAAGAGCUUUAAUAAUAGAUAAUAGCUGCAUUCGAGCUGAGGUCACGAGAUAUCAUCUGCAGAGGCUCGGGAUUUCUGUUGAUAUAGCUCUGAGUGCAGAAUCUGCUUAUCAGUAUUUAUCUAAUACUUCCAACACAAGAGUAUCGACACAAUUAGCCAUGAUUCUUAUAGACAAAGAUAUUUGGGACAAGAAAGUGGGUCUGAAGUUCCAUCUUCUGUUUAAAGAGCACGUUGAUAGAAGUGUGACAAAUCUCCAGAUGAAUACUCCAAAGCUUUUUCUUUUGGCGAACCCCAUUAGCUCCAAUGAGCUGAAUGAACUUAAAUCUUCAGGUCAUGUAAAUAAUGUAUUGAUUAAACCUCUUCAGCUAAACAUGUUGGUUAGUUGCUUCCACGAAGCGUUUGGGAUUGAGAAGCGGAAUCAAGUAGUAAUUAAAAGACCUUCUACUCUUAAGAACCUGCUGAAAGACAAGCAUAUUUUGGUUGUGGAUGACAAUGCGGUUAACAGAAGGGUGGCAGAAGGUGCCUUGAAGAAAUAUGGAGCUGUUGUAACUUGUGUAGAAUGUGGAAAGGAUGCGGUGGCUCUCCUCGACCCUCCACACGACUUUGAUGCUUGUUUCAUGGACCUCCAGAUGCCUGAGAUGAAUGGGUUUGAAGCUACAAGACAGGUCCGUGCUGUAGAAAGAGGGGUAAACGAGAAACUUACAUCAGGAGAAGUGUCAACUGAGGACAAUAAGGUUUAUUGGCACACACCAAUAUUUGCUAUGACGGCAGAUUUAAUUCAGUCUCUGUAUGAACAAUGCCUGAAGUGUGGGAUGGAUGGUUAUGUAGCUAAGCCAUUUGAAGAAGAGCAACUUUAUUCAGCUCUAGCAUGCUAUUUCAAGACUACUUGACACAGUACCGACGCAGCGACAAUAACUGUUUCUUACUUCUCUGACCAAAGGGACACGUCUCGUGUGGUAGGACGAUGGCUAGCUGGUGGAUGGAGUUAUCUGGUCACAUCCUUCUCAUCUUUUACUUUGUGGAAUGACAACCACGAUUCGGUAGUCUUAGCAAUGGCGUACAGGAAAAGCGAGCAAACGAUGCAUAAUCCAUAGUUUUGCGUUUCAUCGUCUCCUGCCAACGGCCAUAAACUAACUAAUGGCAUCCGCCCUUGACUUCUCGUUAGUAGACUCAAAUGUUAUGAUUUGCCAAACUCACUCAUUUAUGAACCCUGAUGACAUUUCAUCUCAUCCGAGAUGGCUUAUCGAAAUCAUCCCUCAUACUGCAUAGGGGAAGAUAAAAUCUUCACAAUUUAUCGAGAUUUUCCGAGCUGACUACGAAUUAUUCAACAUUUUUCAUUAGCUGUAUGUAGUCUGACAGAUUUAACAAAGUAGGAACGAUGUCGAAUAAUCAGAAACGCCCGAAACCCCAUUUGAAGGAAGGUGUGCUGCUGUUUCCAAGUACUUAGAUUUGAAAAAUAUUGUAUAUUCCCAUGUAUACAACAAUUUGUCUUAAGUUAUGUAGUUGCUGUUGUUACUUAUGCAAUGUUCUGUUCUGUUGUAUAUUUGUACAUCAUUUCUGUAAGCCUGCAAUGUAGCAAAAGAGUAGUAGAUGAUCACUUUUAUUGCAUCUUCAACUUGAGUUA